UUCAUAUGGAUAAGGAAAAGUCAUUGACUGUCGUCUCGUCUGCAAUGAUCAAUGGAAGUAGGAAUGGCUCGUUGGUGUUUCUCUCUCGAAUUCACUCUUCCACGACGAUGCUCCGAUGGUGAGACACUCUCUGUUUUCGAUCCGAAAGCAGCAGAGUUAUAAGGUUCUUCCACAGCGUCAAGUGUUUGUGGUUGAAGCCAAGGGCAAAAAGGGAAUGAUGUCUCGUCAAUUUCAGCGCAAUUCUCCUCCUCCUUUACCCAAGAUUGAAGACGAUGGCAAUCCCAAAUUCGUCAUCUUCAUUCGCAUGGCCAAUUAUCGUAUCAGGCAGCACCACUGCUAAAAUAAUGGUACAAAGACACCCUUGAUAGAAAUCUCGCUGCUGUUAUCUACAGAGAUGAAAAGGAGGUACAGAAAUCUGCAUGCAAACAGUACCGUGUAUUGCGAUCAGCUACUGAUUUCAGAUACGGCUACAAACUUCUUCAGGGUUGCGGGAUCGAUUUCCUACGGCAAGGACAGUGCAAGAAAUGAUGGAGACGAUGGAGAGAAUGAUGGAGGACCCUUUUGCUUUCAGCACACUUGAAUGGCCUUCAUCACCCCUUCCAAGUGAGGGAGUGGGAGGGUAUCGAAGAAGGGGAAGGGCACCAUGGGAAAUUGAAGAGUGUGAGGGUGAAUACAAGAUGAGGUUUGAUAUGCCUGGGAUGAACAAGGAGGAUGUGAAGGUGUGGGUGGAGGAAAAGAUGCUUGUGGUCAAGGCUGAGAAGGCACCAAAAAAGAAGCAAGAGAAUGAGAUUGUGGAAUUACAACAAGAGGAAGAGGAAUGGUCUGCUAAGAGUUAUGGUAGGUACAGCAGUAGGAUUGCUUUGCCUGAUAAUGUGCAGUUUGAGAAUAUAAAGGCAGAGGUUAAGGAUGGUGUGCUCUACAUAACCAUACCCAAGGCUAUCAGCUGCUCCUGCAUCCUUGAUAUCCAAGUUCAAUGAUUCAUUUUGUUUUUAUGGUCUUUAUAUAGUUUGAUAGAAAGAUUUCCUUUAAAAAAUAGUGAAAUGUGUAGAUAUAUUUUUUUUUAACCAAGUUUAAUAUUUAUUAUACUUUUUUUCA
Glycine soja is the source of this 1095-nucleotide messenger RNA. Its product is annotated as protein HHL1, chloroplastic-like. Bases 525 to 977 code for a protein of 150 amino acids. Gene Ontology annotation, biological process: response to heat. NCBI's taxonomy places the organism in Eukaryota, Viridiplantae, Streptophyta, Magnoliopsida, Fabales, Fabaceae. The record is from RefSeq and is a predicted model, not a curated record. The transcript is spliced from 4 exons.